Molecule: messenger RNA, 1850 nt
Organism: Trichoderma virens Gv29-8
Lineage: Eukaryota; Fungi; Ascomycota; Sordariomycetes; Hypocreales; Hypocreaceae
Exons: 3
Coding region: 1-1263 (420 amino acids)
Cellular component (GO): cytoplasm
Source: RefSeq, a predicted model, not a curated record
AUGGCUGACAGCGACGGCAUUGACAAAGACUGGGCUCGCAAGUAUAUCUUGGACCCUCUAACUGCCCCUGAGCCCAGCGAAGAGACUGGCCUUGGAUCUUCACAUUACAACCCCCAUCGCAUCUCAGUGCAGGCUCUGCCAUCACAUACUCGCCAGCGACCGAACUCAAGUUCAACCUCAGGCUCACGAAGCUCAAACUCAAACCUUCGCGGUUCAUAUCCCGCAGCGAACGCUGAUCACACUCUCAGCCUAAGAAAGCGGCUUCCUCCUCCACCCUCAGCGAGCCCGGAUCCACCCAGUCUUGGGAGCAAUUGCCGCCCAAUGAUGCACAGCUCUGUCGCGGCGAACCCGGAGGACGAUUUCCAUCCGACGAAUCCGUUUGCUUCACCACAGCCCUCCUCUAGCAAAGUCCUCGGGAGACACGCUUCUAUGAACCCGCACAACCACAGUGCCUCAGAGUCGGUCAAUUAUAACCAGCCUGGAGCUCAUAGACAAGGCCACAAUCGCAGCCGCACUCAAUCUCUUGGCGAGCGCUUCCCUGGAGAUAUGUCGCAUCGUCCCCUGGACAUAAUCAGGAGCGAUACCCGAGCCGCUGACCGCCACCGCCGCCACCGGCCUCGCGUCUCUGAAACUGACAUCAUUGAUACUCUUGAUACGAUCGGGGGCAUAUAUCACCACGGCGGGCCAUACGAUGCCACCCUCCGGAGCCGAAACCUCGAUCCGAGAACAUCGCCGGUUGCUGCGGUGCAGGAGUCAAACAUGGAGGCCUUGCGAGCCACGCCUCGGGAAUACGUCAUGGACAGUCUCCGGCAUCACGUUCCCCUCCAGGGUACUUCGACUAUUCCCUCUGGAGACUUUGAUUAUCGUGGUUCUCGGAUGAGUUAUGAAGAAGGCGCCGAUCUCAUGAGGGAACCCGAUGCUCCUGGUGGCCCGUACAAGCGCUGGGCCGACACUAAAUACCAUCCGGACGACCUCAAAGGAAAAGGAGAGCCGUCUUACUCGCUUGAGCGAGCGCUAAAGGAGAAGAAGCGUGCCAAGAAUGGAGAGCCUGAUGAAAUUGAGAUGCAAUCCGGUCUUCACAGUCGCAAUCGCCAUUCUAAAACGUCCAAGCAUCAGCGUAGCAUCACUGUUGCACUGCAUGGAACCUCUUCUUCUACUGGCAACGCUUAUAACAACAACGAUCUCCAGCGCCGGAACUCGACUGGUAAAAAAAUAAGCGACAGUCUGAAACGACGAUGGGGCAGUAUCCGAGGCAGGAAGUGAUACUGCUUCUUUAUACCCACAACACACGAAUUUUGCGGGCUUGAACCAACAUGAGGUUUCGAUGCCCUUUUGUUUUACCUUUCAUUCAUUAUAUUGGGUUCUCAUUAUUGUUCUAUUUCUGGCGGCGUUCGAUAUCAAGGCUGGCCAUUUCCGUGAGUGGAUUUUUAUAUUACGGAUCGCCUCAUUCCUUCUGGAUGGCUUUCCAUUUUGUGGGCAUUUUGAUGCAUGAUGGGGUUUUCUACUGGUUGGGUGGCUUUGUUUCUUUGGGAUGGGUUACACGUUGGAAUGAUUUGAACGAGGAAAAUAGACCAAAGUGGCAACCUUUAUCAACUUUUUCUCCGACAGCAAGGAGACGGCGUCACAGGUUUUCGGGUGGGCAGGUUAUAGAGCGGGAUGGUACGGAAGCAUGCAAUGCCAGCCAUAUGAUGGGUUUCUUUUUGUGCGAUAUUUGAGAGGAAGCAAUAUUACCUCGGCAGAAUGUGCAAAUAUCCGGAUAGAUUUCUCAAAACUAGUGAAUUGGCAGUUCUGUGGGCUCUUGUGUGUGUUAGUUUCUAGAUUGAUAACCAAAAUUGACAAAUGAUUAAAUU